This is a messenger RNA of Glossina fuscipes, 1202 nucleotides long. Its product is annotated as protein atonal. The record is from RefSeq and is a predicted model, not a curated record. NCBI's taxonomy places the organism in Eukaryota, Metazoa, Arthropoda, Insecta, Diptera, Glossinidae. Gene Ontology annotation, molecular function: protein dimerization activity. The transcript has a single exon. Bases 1 to 1050 code for a protein of 349 amino acids.
AUGUCGUCCAGUGAACUGUACCGUUAUUAUUAUAAAGCAACCGAAGAAUUGCAAGCUUUUAAAAGUAAUGAAACUUACUUUAAUCCGAUGGCGGCUUAUAAUCCACCGAGCAUUAAUUUACAAAACCACGAUCACGGAUCUACUUCUUAUCCUGGUAAUAUGGUGAUUAAUACUAAUCACAGCAACAACAACAACAACAACAAUAACAAUAAUGACAGCAAUUACAUAGCUAGCAAUGGAUAUAUCAAUUUCGAACCAGCUUCAUCAGACGGCUGGCUUAGCUCAUCUCCGGCCAGUCACCGUUCGGAGAGUCCGGAAUAUGUAGAUUUAAAUGUCAUUUGCAAUGGAGACGGUAAUGGUCAACAUCUACAAUUGCCAUCACUGAAUCCUUAUGCAUUGACGGUAACAUCAUCGACAAUUCAAAAUGAAUCUUUACCUUUAAAUGCAUCAUCUAUUGCUUCGAUGGGUUCCUCGAAUAUUGGCACUUGUAAGACCGUAUGCGCUGUAACAAAACCUAAAUGUUCUUAUAAUCGUAAAAAUCAACCAUCGGCUACCUCAAACGCUGCGACCGUUCCCAAUGGUAAUCCCGCCUCUGUAAAUGUUUAUGCCGAGAAUUUUCAACAUUAUGUGGAUUUUGAGAAUACCGACCUAUUUGAUGAUAGCGUCGACGUUGAUGACAACGCUAUGCUAUUUUUCGGUAAUGAUGGCAACAGCAGUUCUCAAGAUGAUUUUGAUGGUACCGCGUCAUUCGAAAUAACAGAAUUAGAAAAUGAGGAAAACGCUAGCACUUACCAUUCAACAACGGACGAUAACGCUUCCCAAGUUGGUGGUAAAAAACGUCGUGGCAAACAAAUUUCGCCCGUUAUUAAACGUAAGCGUCGCCUGGCUGCUAACGCGCGUGAAAGACGUCGCAUGCAAAAUUUAAAUCAAGCUUUUGAUCGUCUUCGUCAAUAUUUACCAUGCCUCGGGAACGAUCGUCAACUAUCAAAACAUGAAACUUUACAAAUGGCUCAGACUUAUAUUGCGGCCUUAGGCGAUUUAUUGCGUUAAAGGCGAGAAAUGUUUAUCGAUUGUCGCUUUCAACAAUCACUUUUAGUUCGUGCCAAAGUUUGUACCUUUGUGUUAAAUUUUUUGCUUUAUAAAUUUGGAUUGAUUUUCGCGAAUGCGAACGUGAACAUUCUAACAUUCUCUGCCUCAAAUUG